This is a messenger RNA of Salvelinus sp. IW2-2015, 2348 nucleotides long. RefSeq names its product Src homology 2 domain containing transforming protein D, b (gene shdb). Gene Ontology annotation, molecular function: phosphotyrosine residue binding. NCBI's taxonomy places the organism in Eukaryota, Metazoa, Chordata, Actinopteri, Salmoniformes, Salmonidae. The coding region runs from base 270 to 1547 and encodes 425 amino acids. The record is from RefSeq and is a predicted model, not a curated record. The transcript is spliced from 8 exons.
CGCCCAUUUGCGAUCAGUCGUUUCCUUCUAUCGGAACUCAACUGUGCUUCUCCACCCUCGCACCGGAGCUGACUGUAGUUGUUUUACUUUCUCUAUUUACAGUAACGGACAAAAGCUAUCAAAAUAGGAAGACCUUCCACGUUUGUCUUUAUUACGAUCAAAAUGAAGAAACGUGGAAUAAAGCGCUCGAAUACUGAGUGGUAGAAUAAGCCAAGGACCGAAGCAACCUGCCUUUAAACCCAUCAAGUGUCUGAGGGAGCAGAGGUCAAAUGGCAAAGUGGCUGAAAGACUAUCUGAGUUUUGGGAGCAGGAGGAUGCCUCCUCAGCCACCCAAACCAGACUACACAGAGAGUGAGAUUCUGAAAGCCUAUCGGGCUCAGAAGAAUCUAGACUUUGAGGACCCGUACGAGAACUCUGAGAACCGGGACAGAAACGACUCUGGGUCAUCAGACUCUUCCCUUGCUGCCUUUGGUUCUCCUCUGAAGUCCGCCAGCCUGGAUAUGAAGGUUGUAUCUCCCAAACACCGCCUCAUCAAGGUGGACUCACAGGAGCUGGGGCGAACUAAGAUCUUACUGAGUGCCGUCUCCUUAGAGGAACAAGAGCCUGUAGUUCCAUCAGCCCCAGCAGUAGGGGACACAGAUUACUCUGAUCCGUUUGAUGCUCACCCAAACCCCUGGCCAGAGCCUGAUCUGGGACACGUUCCCUGUGAGAACAACGGCUACAUGGAGCCUUACGAGGCCCAACGUGUCAUCACAGAGUUGCAGCGUGGCCCCGGGGCAGGCCUUGCGCGGGGCGAGGUGCAGCUCUACGACACCCCCUAUGAGGAUGAACGGGGGCGGCCGUUGGGGGUGGGGCUGGGUUACGGAGACCUCCUGGAGGAGGGCAGGGAGAGCCGGCUGCCGCAGGAUGAUGAGCGGCCAGCAGAUGAAUACGAUCAGCCCUGGGAGUGGAAGAAAGACAACAUCUCUAAAGCCUUCGCAGAGAUGUCAGAGCUGGCUGAGCUUCCCUGGCCCCCUCCAGUGGGGCAGCAGCUGGAGGAGGAGCUCCCAACCCCCCUCAGAGAGCAAGUACAGUUUGAUGGUGCCGAGUGGGACCGGUCCUCGUCCCCCACGGAGCGCCUGCGUCCUCCCAGGUCCAGUCCCCUGGCAGGAGGGGGUAUGAAGUUCCGGAUGCCCUGCUCUGACCCCCACAACAUGAUGGGGGAGAGAGUAGACCCCACCCUGCCCCUGGAGAAACAAGUGUGGUACCACGGGGCCCUAUCACGUUCAGAGGCGGAGUCUCUUCUGACCCUGUGUAAGGAGUGUAGCUACCUGGUGAGGAACAGCCAGACCAGCCGCAAUGACUACUCCCUCUCACUACGGAGCUGCCAAGGUUUCAUGCACAUGAAGUUCAGCCAGUGUAAGGAUGGGAAGUACGUCCUUGGGCAGAACAGCCUGCCAUUCGACACCAUCCCAGAGGUCAUCCACUUCUACACCACACACAAGCUACCAAUCAGAGGAGCCGAACACUUGUCUCUGCUCUUCCCCGUGCUCGUACAGACCCUCUGAUUGGCAGGGACUCUGUUCCUGGUAUCCUGGGUCACAUUGUGAUUGGACACUGACUUUAGAUUGGGUAAAUCCCUUCAAUAUUCAAGUCAAUCAGGCCGCCAGUGCUCUAGUUGGACUGGACUAUUUUGUUGAGGAUUCAGCAUCUGCUGGCUUGUCAGUACAGUACCUUCACGGACCUUCUUGUUUCUAUGAUGCCAACUCUCUCUGAUUUGGGAACAGAUUCACAUAAAAUGCAAUAUCUGGACUAUACCGGCGCCUUCGGUACCUGGGAUGCUCUCUGGAUUACCUGUUGCAGAAUGAGCCUCUCACUGAGCUAGUAUUGCUCCACUGGUUGACAGUCUCAAGGAAAACUUGGUUGUACUCACACAAACACACCUCUGUUGAUUUGAUACUUUCUGUACUGUUGAGUAAAUCCUAUCAUGUUGACAAAUUGGAAGUCAAACCCGCAUCACUGUAUGGCUGUUGUAGCAGCAGCUGUAGGGCUGUGUCUAAUUGUACUACUGUUUCCAUGUGUUUGUCAUAAUGAGAUGUAUGUCUGGACCCCUUCACUGCCUGGUUGCAGUGCUCUGUAGUUGACCAGCACCAUUUUCAGUAGAGGGCCAAAGGUUUAUAUGGCCACAUAAAUGGCCAAAUCACAAUGAUAAUGGGUGUUAUGUUUUAAUGAUCAUUCUUAUUACCUGGAUAUUCAAUGACUUUCUCAUCUCUGAUGUAUAAUUAUGGAUAGGACAUGUUUUCUCAUUUACCUGCUGUGUUCAAACGUUUCACCUGUGGUAAAAACAAUAAAUGGUUUCUUAAAAAGCA